CAAAACUUCGCCGAGAGCUUAAUUAGCUCAUUUCACAUUUUGAGAGAGAGAGAGAUUGGUGGACAUGCAGGGCGGGAAGAGCACGAACGCUGCGGAGGUCGCGAAGGAGGCGGCGGCGAACGUGGGCGCUUCGGCGUGGGCGGGCAAGGAGAAGACCAAGGCCGUCCUCCAGGAGAAGGGGGCCAAGAUGAAGGUGCACGACCCGGCGGAGAAGGCGGCGGCGGACGCGAGGAUGCAGGAGCGCGUCCGCGAGGUGGAGGCCAUCAAGCAGGACGCCAUGCGCCACAACGCCGCCACCAAGGAGCGCGCCACCGCGGCGGAGCACCACCCGACGCCGACGGCGCCGCUGUCUGCCGGAGCCGUCGCCCAAGAUCGCUCCUCGUCGUCGACUGGUGGCCACGACGACGCCGGUGCAGUACCCAUCGCCACGGAGACCGGCACAGGGAGGCCGGACGCCGUCCCACACGAAAGCUACCUGCCGGCGAGCGGCACCGGCGCGGCCGGUGGUCGCUGCACCUGAGGAUAAAAUAAUAGGGUUUGCUCCGUCGUUCUUAUGGAGGGGAGUCUGUAUAAUUUGUCGUGAGUGUCCGUGUGAGAUUUGGUUGCAUGCUCUGUCUCUUUUACAGUAAUUCUGUUGGUACGUACAGCUUUGCAUGCCAUACCGGGCCGGCUAGUUCAUUGACUUUUGUGCAU
Molecule: messenger RNA, 693 nt
Organism: Phragmites australis (common reed)
Lineage: Eukaryota; Viridiplantae; Streptophyta; Magnoliopsida; Poales; Poaceae
Product: 11 kDa late embryogenesis abundant protein-like
Exons: 1
Coding region: 65-520 (151 amino acids)
Biological process (GO): embryo development ending in seed dormancy
Source: RefSeq, a predicted model, not a curated record